Molecule: messenger RNA, 366 nt
Organism: Eimeria mitis
Lineage: Eukaryota; Apicomplexa; Conoidasida; Eucoccidiorida; Eimeriidae
Exons: 2
Coding region: 1-366 (121 amino acids)
Source: RefSeq, a predicted model, not a curated record
AUGCUCGCAGCAGAAUGGCAGCUGCAGCUGCAAGCAGCAGCAGGCAGACACAGAGAAACAGUCCUGCUGCUGCUGCUGCUGCUGCCCACCAAGCAGCAGCAGCAACAGCAGCAGCAGGAGCAGCUGCAUAAGCAACACCUGCAGCAGCAGCAGCUGCAACUGCAGCAGCUGCAGCAGCAGCAGCAGCAGCUGCAGCAGCAGUUGCUGCUGCAGAUGCAUGGAGGCCAAGGCGUGCCUCACCGCAAGCAGCAGCACACACUGCAGCACGAACGCCUGCAGCAACAGCAGCAGCAGCAGCAGCAGCAGCCCAGUUUCUUCACUAGACCCCAACACUCUCAGCACCACUGUCUCUGCAUGCGCCUCUAA